This is a messenger RNA of Oncorhynchus mykiss (rainbow trout), 2831 nucleotides long. RefSeq names its product tubulin beta chain. Gene Ontology annotation, molecular function: structural constituent of cytoskeleton; GTP binding; GTPase activity. Gene Ontology annotation, biological process: microtubule-based process. NCBI's taxonomy places the organism in Eukaryota, Metazoa, Chordata, Actinopteri, Salmoniformes, Salmonidae. Gene Ontology annotation, cellular component: microtubule. The record is from RefSeq and is a predicted model, not a curated record.
GCCAAUCAAGAUUGGGAUUCCGAAGACCGUGACCAAUCAUUAGCGCAAGCCUCGGUUUGGGCACGAUCCAGACUUAUAAAUUCUUUGUCCCGCCUUGCUCAAAGGUGGCAUCCACAUACUUCACAGUGGUCAGUGGGUUAACUGUGGCAAUAGCAGCACUCCACAUCUUCGCUUGUAUUUUCUAUUAUAACUAGCAUACAGAAUGAGGGAAAUCGUGCACAUUCAGGCCGGCCAGUGCGGUAACCAGAUUGGGGCCAAGUUCUGGGAGGUGAUCAGCGAUGAACAUGGCAUCGACCCAACAGGCACCUACCACGGAGACAGCGACCUGCAGCUGGACAGGAUCAGUGUCUACUACAACGAGGCUUCAGGUGGCAAGUAUGUACCCAGAGCGGUCCUAGUGGACCUGGAGCCCGGCACCAUGGAUUCUGUCAGAUCCGGACCCUUCGGACAGAUCUUCAGACCAGACAACUUUGUGUUUGGUCAAAGCGGCGCAGGAAACAACUGGGCAAAGGGCCACUACACUGAGGGAGCAGAGCUGGUGGACUCAGUCCUGGAUGUGGUGAGGAAAGAAGCUGAGAGCUGCGACUGCCUCCAGGGAUUCCAGCUCACCCACUCCCUGGGUGGGGGCACUGGCUCGGGCAUGGGCACCCUGCUCAUCAGCAAGAUCCGUGAAGAGUACCCCGACCGCAUCAUGAACACCUUCAGCGUGGUGCCCUCCCCUAAAGUGUCAGACACGGUGGUGGAGCCCUACAAUGCCACCCUCUCGGUUCACCAACUUGUAGAGAACACGGACGAGACCUUCUGCAUUGACAACGAGGCUCUCUACGACAUCUGCUUCCGGACCCUUAAACUCACCACGCCGACUUACGGAGACCUCAACCACCUGGUGUCGGCCACCAUGAGCGGAGUGACCACCUGCCUGCGUUUCCCCGGCCAGCUCAACGCCGACCUCCGUAAAUUGGCCGUCAACAUGGUGCCUUUCCCCCGUCUCCACUUCUUCAUCCCCGGCUUCGCCCCCCUCACCAGCAGGGGGAGCCAGCAGUACCGUGCCCUCACCGUGCCGGAACUCACCCAGCAAGUGUUCGACGCCAAGAACAUGAUGGCCGCAUGUGACCCGCGUCACGGUCGCUACCUCACUGUCGCCGCUGUCUUCCGUGGCCGCAUGUCCAUGAAGGAGGUGGACGAGCAGAUGCUCAACGUCCAGAACAAGAACAGCAGCUACUUCGUUGAAUGGAUCCCCAACAACGUCAAGACCGCCGUCUGCGACAUUCCUCCAAGAGGCCUCAAAAUGGCCGUCACCUUCAUCGGCAACAGCACGGCCAUCCAGGAGCUGUUCAAGCGUAUCUCUGAGCAGUUCACCGCCAUGUUCCGCCGCAAGGCCUUCCUCCAUUGGUACACCGGAGAGGGCAUGGACGAGAUGGAGUUCACUGAGGCAGAGAGCAACAUGAACGACCUGGUGUCUGAGUACCAGCAGUACCAGGACGCCACCGCCGAGGAGGAAGGUGAGUUUGAGGAGGAGGCUGAGGAGGACGCUUAAAGACGGAGUGAAGCAACAUGAGCGAGGUGGAAGAAUGAAGAAAAGUCCUACAGAAAGCCGGAAAAUAACAAAAUACCACAAAAAGAGGAAAACAAGAAAAGUGCCAAAAGAAAACCGGAGAAAUACUAUAGAACGUAGCUGAGAAGAGGAGGGGCCCAAUUGCACACCCAGAAAUGGAGGAUCAAAUCUGAAAAUGGUUGAAAUGGCUCAACGAGAACAGAAUGACUGAAGAAUGUGACUGGACAAGGGAGAAUGAAUGUAAGUAAGAGAGGAGGAGAGGAGUGACAAGCAGCAUUAUGAACAAAUAAACCGGACGCAGUCUGCAUUCCAUUUACUGUGACACCAUUUAAUAAAUAAGUACGUUAAGAAACAAAAUUGUUGAAAGAAAGUUAAAGAAGAAGCCUGUGCCUAUGACAAAAUUGUUCCUGUUAUUUUCAGUGUUAUUUUUGUUGUUGCCAUGAUUUUGCAUUUAAUCAUGUCACAAAUAAAUGUGAAUGUGACCACAUAAGCACUACAGGACCUCUCACCCCACAGUUCUGAUUUUGAGACUAUGGUUAUUAACUUAUAGCCUGGUCCCAGAUCUGUUUGUGCUGUCUUGCCACCAACUUCUAUGGUCAUUGCCACUGCCACGUCAUUGGCAAACAGAUCUGGGAUCAAACUAAUUAACUUCUGAACGGUGGCUCGAUUCUGGCCUGACUUUAAUGAAGGUGUCUGUGCCACCUGGAGCCGCCCUCCCCAGGACGCCAACCAACGUCUGUGAAUACAGGAUGACAUAGACAAAGAUGGGAUGAAAAUGAAUCGAUGGAUUUAGUUUGAUAGUGCCAAUGGAACUUUAUAACAAUAUCAUGGCAAUGACUAGUGAACAUGACUAGUGAACAUGUGUUGGGUUCUACCAGUAUUAUCAAUCUCAGUGAUAGUGGAACUGGAACCUAAUGGGGAGAGGUCCAGGAAUUGUAUUCCAUUUGACCAUAGCAAGUUUUUGAAACAAGAUUAUCUGAAGGAACCUCUGCAAAUGUGUGUGUACAGAACAUUUUAGUAAAUGUUUACAUUUUUAACCACUAUUCACAUAGAUUGUCAUUGUUAUUUUAGGUCCAAGCCAGGUUAUCUAUGUCCAAACCCGGCUAUAGUGUCAGGUAUUGUUGACAUCUGUACUGCACUAUGAAGGGAUGAAACUGCAACUCUCUUGUAUGCGUUUUCUUUGUUUUUUUUCUAUUCUGAUGAUUAAAAAAAUGAUCUCUGAGAAAGUGAAAAGCAAGGUGCCCCUGGGGAGAAAUAAAAAGUCCUUUUUAGAAAA